This is a messenger RNA of Triticum urartu, 1800 nucleotides long. NCBI's taxonomy places the organism in Eukaryota, Viridiplantae, Streptophyta, Magnoliopsida, Poales, Poaceae. The record is from RefSeq and is a predicted model, not a curated record.
AUAUAUGAAGAUUUGAAGGCCUCGACUGGAGACGCUCUUAGCUCAUAAUAAGGACGUAUUUUACUGCAAGCGGCAGCAGCCCCGUCGCACCGUGAAACCAGCGGCGGCCGCCGCCGCCGUUCGUCGUUGUCUCUUGCCGGAAGGAAGAAGCAGGGUGGGUAGAUUCCAUGCAUAUCCCGGCCCCGACCGGGCCCCUACACAGUCACCAUCCUUAUCUCACGACAUCGAGAACCGGGCAAAGCAACGGCAGGGAAACCGGGAAAGCGGAAAACGUGGCAGAGACGGAAGGCGCAUCGAUCGAUUACUGACAGGUGCACGCGUGUACCUACACUGCACCUGUACCUGCGCUUUCGUGCCCGGUUAACGCUUCCUCCCAUGAAAGCUUUGGGAUAAAUAGUUGUAUUUCAGAGCGCUUUAGGGUAAUCAUCUGCAGAUAACGGUGUAGACCUCCUUCGAGCUCGAGCACGCAUGGACCAGUGAAGCAUGCACGUGAAGCACUGCCACCACUGCACAAUCUUUUAGCAUGGGCAGCACGAGUAGUAAAUUUGCUGAAAACCACCACAUUUAUGACUAAGAUACUGCAACACUAUCGUUUAUGUCAAAAAUCAUGAAAGACCAUUAUUUCUGUGACACGUGAAUAACAAAAUGCACUAAACGGGUUGUGAGCCGCGACUAGAUGAAAAUCUAACAUUUCAGGCCUACCCAUCGGAACCACGUGGCCAGGGCAAACGGCUGAGGCUAGACGGCCGUUACCACCGCUUGUUUAGCUCACUGCCUCACACUCUUCACUUUCUCUCGCUCUUAUUCCCCUUCAUUUCCUGUCUUGCACGCGAAACCAUGGCGACCGUUCCCUCCGGUGAUGUUGAGGGUGGUUGCGACGACAGUUCCAGAUCUGGCCGAGGUCGCAGGCGGAACCUUCUUGACGUUGACUUCGGGUCGUCUUCGUCUUCGUCAGAUGAGAACGGCCCGCUCUUGCCGUGCUGCAUGCACAAGGCGUGUGCGGAGGCGGCGGCGGCACCAGCUGCAACGGGUGGCUCCAGAUCCAUUGAAGAUGAAGGCGCGGAAGGCCAAUCCGACAGGGAUGAGCCAUCAUCUCUGUGCCGUGUGCACAAGGCGUGUGCGGCGGUGGCGGCGCGGGCACCGGCGGCUGCACCAGUCCUCCUUACCAACGUCGACGGCGAGGCCCCAACUUACAACCUCUCUGUGGUUGAACUAUCAGGAGUGAGACAUUCAUAUUGAGUUUGAAGGGAUAAAAUUCAUCAGGACUAAGAUGUUUAGGAAAGACAUAAGAUAUUACAAUCUUAUGUCUGUGCUGCUUGAGAAUGGCUACAGUUUUUCAGACUACAUGUUUUACAUGAAUAGUGAUGGGACCGGAUUGGAUGGUUUUAAACUUCUAGACAAUCAGAUUAAGGUGGAUAAAAAGCUGAGGCAAUACCAGGACAUCAAGAGGAUCACAUUGUCAGUUACUAAGGGCAAGAGGCAACAAGCAAUUGUUGUCUCUCCAGUAAAGAAGGGCAAGAGAAAGGCAACCCCGUUAGAGAUAUUUGAUGAAGAAUACACCAUUGAUCCCCCUGUAGUGUUUGCAGUCAAUGAAGAAGGUGUGUCCCAUAAGGAAUUUGGUGAUUAUAUUGGCUCAACUUUGUUAGGCACAGAGAGAGUGCUUACUCCUGGGCACACAACAAAGUGUAAAUUAUGAGCACAUCCAAAUAAUGCCACCUCCCCAGCUAGAAGCUUUUUUAGAAAAGGAGGAUGACCCCCGGCCUCUGCAUCUGGAAGAUGCAUGCGGCCAUUUUAUUGACU